Molecule: messenger RNA, 1577 nt
Organism: Notodromas monacha
Lineage: Eukaryota; Metazoa; Arthropoda; Ostracoda; Podocopida; Cyprididae
Source: the annotation of a GenBank genome assembly
AGAGAGGCGUGGAUCCCGCAGCGUGUGAAAUCAUGCGCUUUUACAAACUGCAUGCAUCUCGGGGUCUAGUGGAACCCAUUUCCAUGAUUGUACCCAGGAAAACUGACGCGAGUUACUUUCACGAUGACUUGUACCCGGAGACUCCGGGACCCACUGCAACGUUGACUGCGAACGAAUGGAUCGAGGGCAAAAACGCGUCUCCGUUGCUCAUUUCUUUGAAAUCUGGAUGGAAGAUGCCGACAAACAAGCCGGUCGUUUACAAGCCCAGUGAGAAGAAGCUAAUCACUUCCGAUCUCAACAAUGAACGGAAAUUCCUUUUCAUUUCCCAAGAAACUCAUCCUGACUACAGGUCAUUGGACUGUAGAACGCCCGGGAAACCCUCGAUCGCCGAACUCGAAGAACGCACUUGUGCGACGCUAAGAAACGGGAAUCACUGCGACAGCAUGGAAGUGACAUCUAUUUCAAAUUCAUCGCCAAAGACAAUCGUCGCGUCAUCUAGCUUUGACGCAUCGUCGGAGAAGAAAUGUGAACGUUUAGACGCUUCAGUGAAUGGAAGCGAAAAUAUGGACUCGUUGACGACGACGAGAAGUGCCAAGUGUGGAAUGGAAUCCACACCUAAUUCGCCUUCGAGACCCGAGAGGUUAGAAGUGACAUCUACGCCGAAGCCUGCGAAACGGAAUGGAGCGUCGCCUCCAUCGGUGACGCCCAGGCGUCGGUCCGUCACUCCGGUGUCUUCGGAUAAUUCUCCGUGUCCCAAGCUUGCCAAGGACAUGGAUGGACGUCCACAACAGCGUCACGGGGUGGACUCCGGGACGUCGACGGCGACGCCGACGACAUCUGAAGACGAGGACGAAGGACGGAAGUUUGCGUGUAGUCUGGAAGACGUGCGUCGCGGUGGGGUGACAUCUGGCGGUGGCACGCUGCGACAGGCGCCGCGUCGCAGUCAGAGUGUUUCGUGGCGCCGGCGGUCGGCGCCGCCCAGGGGCCCGAUUGUGUGCGAAAUCAUCGCUGCUUUGCAGCGUCAUUCCUCUUUCUCGGCGUCACCGAGUGACAGAACGUCGAUUGUCGACGGAGACUCGAGCCGGACGAGCAGCGACACCGAAGACACGCGGAUUUUCCGUCGAUCCAGUUUGUGUCGCAGUGAGCCGCAUUUGCCAAUCAGUUACUCAGCCGACAUGGCUCAGGAACAAGAGCUGGUGCAAAGCGGAAGCGUGACGUUGUCGGAUUUGUCUCAACACGGACAAGUUCAGCAGGAUAAACAAGGAGGGAUUCUGUCCCCUGGGGCAACGAGGUUUCAUGAGAUUCAGAAACUGUGGGGAGACAGGACUGGCUCUGCUCCGGCUGCGAAAAAGAGUGGAGAUGUCAUGUCCAUGUCAGUCGACUCACUUCCCAUGAAAGAAGCCUCGUCUAUUGGAAUACUUCGAAAGGGGUUCCAGGAAACCGAAUCCCACCACAUGAACGGAGCCCAAGAAAACGCCCUCGGGGAAAUCCAAGAAGCCUCAGUCGGCGAACUCAAGAGCGAAAUCCGAACCCUGAAAGGUGCCCUUAAAGAGAAGGACUUCAAGAUCCACAGCUUG